Molecule: messenger RNA, 4405 nt
Organism: Nylanderia fulva
Lineage: Eukaryota; Metazoa; Arthropoda; Insecta; Hymenoptera; Formicidae
Gene: Atg18a
Product: Autophagy-related 18a
Molecular function (GO): protein binding
Source: RefSeq, a predicted model, not a curated record
CGCCGUUUCGGUCAGCAGCUGCGAUUGUCAGCUGUUCAAUAUGGAACGAUAGCAAAGUGCAGUCACUUGUAGGAGUCGGUCGACGUCGGAUACGGUCAGGCAGUCGAACAACCGAGUCAGUCAGCCGAACGAGCGGGUCCUCGUGUCAGGUGAGCGGCGCGCAAGAGCGAGCGCUAGAGACGGAGGACAGCGAGGGACUGAAUAAGGACCACGCCGCCGUGAGGGAGAGAGUGCGUGAAGGACAGCGUUUCUCGCGUACGCGCGCGUACCUGUACGAUUUAUGCGAGACUCUCACGCCAGAUCAACCUGGAUGUAUUAACGCAGGGGCUAAAAUACAGCAUAUCAGGACUAAUGAACCUCGCAACAAAUCAGGCGUCCGACACGACGUCCGACACGCAGACGAAUGGUCCUUACUUCGUUAACUUUAAUCAGGACUGCACAUCUUUGGCAGUAGGAUCAAAGUCAGGAUAUAAACUUUAUUCUAUUAAUUCUACUGGCCAUCUUGAAAAAAUAUACGAAAAUGAUGAUACAGAAUUUGAGGAUAUAUGUAUUGUUGAGCGAUUAUUUAGCAGCAGUUUGGUGGCGAUUGUUAGUCUCAAAUCUCCUCGUACACUCACGGUGUGCCACUUUAGGAAAGGAACAGAAAUAUGCAACUACAGUUACUCAAAUACAAUUUUGGCUGUGAAACUCAACAGAGCGAGAUUGGUGGUAUGUCUGGAAGAAUCGUUAUACAUUCAUAAUAUACGAGAUAUGAAAGUGCUGCACACAAUUCGUGAUACUCCACCUAAUCUUACAGGCCUUUGUACCCUUUCGCCAAAUAGUGACAAUUGUUAUUUAGCUUAUCCAGGCUCGAACACGAUUGGAGAAGUGCAAAUAUUUGAUGCAAUUCAUCUUCAAGCCAAAACAAUGAUACCCGCACAUGAUAGUCCAUUGGCAGCAAUCGCUUUUAGUUCGACUGGCACCAAAGUGGCAACAGCCUCUGAAAAGGGCACUGUGAUUAGAGUUUUUGACGUUCAUGAAGGUACAAAGUUAUUCGAAUUUCGACGCGGAGUUAAAAGAUGCGUCACAAUAAACAGUCUUUCCUUUAGUAUGGAUUCUAUGUGGCUCUGUUGUUCUAGUAAUACAGAAACUGUGCAUAUAUUCAAAUUGGAGGAACCAAAGGAAACGCCAAACAAACAAACUGCAGAUGAAGCACAAAGCUGGAUGGGAUAUUUGACGAAGGCUGUGACAGCGUCAGCUACGUAUUUGCCGUCGCAAGUGACUGAUGUUUUUACUCAAGGACGUGCUUUUGCCAGCGUCCAUCUACCGUUUCAAGGAUUGAAAAAUGUCUGUGCCAUCACUGUAACACACAAAGUACCAAAACUGUUAGUAGCUAGCGCCGAUGGUUAUUUGUAUGUCUAUUCCGUGGAUUUAUCGGAAAGUGGAUGUUGCGCCCUUAUAAAACAGCAUAGAUUAGAUGAUAAGGAUCGAGAUGAAUCGGACUGUGGCGGUUCCGGUUCUGGAGCAGCAGCUACCGCAAAUAGUACAAAUACAGCCUGCAUAAAUAGCUACGCGGGUGUGUUGCGUGGCCGUUCGCCAGACUCCAUGUCAGGUACUGAAUCUGAGAAGUAUCAGGAGAUGAUAGCGGCGACGGAAAGUCCACCGAAAGGCGGCGGCCCGUUUCGUUUGGACGACGAUACCGAAUUUCCACCUGUCACGCAAAGGACAGACUGAGCGUAACACACACACACGUACAUACGCAAUUAAGGCAUAUCAAAAGCUCAAGACAAGCGAAGAUAUGAAAAAACCGUGUAAGAGAAACGAUCGUGACGAGCAGGACAAAAGGAGGGCACAGAAUGCAGAGGACGGUCCAGUAUUUACACAGACGGCCGUAUAUCCAGUACUUCAAGUUCGGUAGAACUAAAUCUGUAGGCGAUAUUACCGAGAAUGUUAUAUAUUUAGUACGCAUUCGAGAAUUUAAAUAAGAUGCAUAUUAGUCGCUAAGACGCGAAUAUGGAAAAAAAUUUUUUCAUAUAAUAGAAAAAUCGAUGCGUGCUUCAGGAAAAAAAGGGAAAUGCCUUUGAUGUAACAUUCUCGGUCAUAUUACUGAACUAUCGGAUAUAAGCAAAAUUUCUUUCAUCGUUCGUUAAACAAGUAUGGUAUUUGCCUGAACGAAUGGAAUAUCAUGCGAAGAAUAUGGUAAUCCAAUGAUAAUUAUUUUAAAGCGUUUGUCAUAUAGGAAUUACGGGUCGAAAAAUCUUUUAUACAAAAAUGUAUACACAAAAGAAGAGAUUCACAUUUGUAUGUCAGUAAAGCUAUUUUUACGAUUCUAUAUAGAGAAAUAUUUAUACAGAAAAUAUGCGUUUUUACGUAGCCUAAGAACAGUAUACUCCAAUUUCGGAAUUCUACUCCGACGCACAAUUCAGCGAUAAACAAUUGUGAAAUCAUGAAUUAGCAUAAAUUGUUUUUGCAUUCAUUUUAACAAGUGCCAUAUUAACUGUGUUAAACGGAUUGAAAAAUAAAACGACCUAUGUAGAUCAACAUAUGAAAAUAUUAUCUAUCGAAAUAAUUGCCAUAACGUAAGUGAAUAUGCCCUAUUUAAAGAACUUGACUUUUUUUAUAAAUUUAUAAUAAUAUUAACAUGUCGACAAGUUAAAUUUAUUCCAAUUUCUGACGUAUUUAUUCAUGAUGAAAUAUCAGAAAAAAUUUGACUCUGUUCAUCAUAUUUAUACAAAUUGUAUGAUCCAUGAUACACAAAAAAUGUAAGCAAAUCAAAUAUGUCGUCUUUGUUUUUUGUGUACCAUGGACAUAUCUAAAAAUCAGUAGAAAUUGAUUUUCUACUUUUUAUUCUAUCACACGAAAAUCACACAAAAUGAUUGAAUAAAUUUUCGCUAAUUUUAGAAUAUGUUCAAGCAUUAAACACAAUUUAUUUUGCACGUUUCAUUGGAUUACUAUAUUUUUUAAUAACAGAAUCAUUGUCUUCUGUGUUCAACAAAGAAAGCUCACCUUCUUUCUAGAUAAAAAUGUAAAGAUUAUAAAUAUGGAAAAUGAACGAUGAACUUUAGUUAAUUCUUGUAUAAAAUGUAAAAGACAUUUCUCGACAUAUGUUAGCUUCUUAUAAAAUAAAUAAUCAGUUAUAAUUUUACCGAAAAUAAUUUUCUUUGUUGGCAUUUAAAGUUCAAAAGUACUUCAAUUUUUACAUGUUAAUUGUGAGAUAAUGAUAAACAGAUGAAGUAUUUAAAAGUGUAAAAAAGGUUCAUUCCAGUUUGUUUCUUUAAAAUCCGAAAUAAUUUUAGACAAGUUAUCAUAUCAACAAGAUAAUUUCUGAUAACUACGAUAUAUUGAAUUUUAAAAUUCAAUAAAAAUUUUAUAUCUUAUUAUCAAACAUUACCAUGCUGUAUCUUAUGCUUUAUAUUAGACAGAUGUUAUGUAUAUGUAAUGUAUCAAAUGUGCAAUAAGUCUCCUUGAGCGCUUUUUCGGAUUAUUGAAAAUUAUCAUGACAUGUUUGUAAUUUGUAUAAAUAGCUAACUAAUAGGGACAAAGAGAAUAAUCUUCGAUACACUUGUGUUUUACGUUAGUACCGACUCGAGCUUGAUUGUGAAUAAAGUUUCUCCUCCGAUGCCAAUUUAUCAGAAUGUAAGACGACACUGGCGCUGGCGAAGAUAUUUUAUCGUUAUAUAAUUAAGUAAAGUACAGAUGCGUUUUUCCUUUCAUAAUUCUUCGUAGCGUCGUAUUGCAUGUAAUUUAUAAUGUAUAUCUUAUAAUAUCUCCGAUUACAAAUAGAAAGUUUCUUUCGCGUGUGAAUUGAAGUAUACGGCGCGAUCGUGAGUAUGUCAGUAUCAUAGAUCCAAUGAUGUGUCAUGUCGUUACGGCGGUUUUAUACUAACGAGUUUUAUUUGGUAAAUAAUCUUACUUUUAUAAAGAUAUAAAUAAACGCAUUGGUUAAUAACCAAUUUGUACAUAUGAACGUGCUAAGGCUUAAGCUUUGAACGUCAUUGCGUAUAAAGUUUCUUAUCAAUACACGUGAUUGUGCUGGUCUGCAAAUGGAAAAAAAAUACUGUGAGUUUCUCUCUCCUUGUCUACGAUUGGUUCAGCAUCCCACUUUUAUUUGUAUUUAAUAAAAUUGCUGACGAUUUUUUAUAAACCAAUUAUAAUUUUCUCAAAUUUGCGUUAUCACAACUCUAUUAAUAUGGAAACUUGUAAUGAUAUCAUUUCAUUGAGAAUCAUAUGUUGUAAAAGACAGAUGAAAUAAUCAUUUACAAGUUUCUAAAUAAAAAAAUUAAUUUUUGUUUUUUAUCCUGAAAAUAUUCUUGGCAUUUCAGUUAAACAUUCCUAUGUGCAAAACCCGAUAUUUCGAUGAAGAGAUAAGUAGAGCAGAAAUUUAAAAUAAUUAAAAAUAUAGUUAAAUAAAUAUAUAUAUUGUAAA